Talpa occidentalis (Iberian mole) is the source of this 5485-nucleotide messenger RNA. RefSeq names its product TNF receptor associated factor 5 (gene TRAF5). The transcript is spliced from 11 exons. Gene Ontology annotation, cellular component: plasma membrane signaling receptor complex. The record is from RefSeq and is a predicted model, not a curated record. The coding region runs from base 49 to 1725 and encodes 558 amino acids. Gene Ontology annotation, biological process: regulation of apoptotic process; positive regulation of JNK cascade; tumor necrosis factor-mediated signaling pathway. Lineage: Eukaryota; Metazoa; Chordata; Mammalia; Eulipotyphla; Talpidae. Gene Ontology annotation, molecular function: thioesterase binding; zinc ion binding; tumor necrosis factor receptor binding.
GGAGCGCGCCUGCUGACCCGCCCGCAGAGCCCAGCGCGGAGCCGCACGAUGGCUUCCGCCGAGGCUCGCGGAGGCGGCACCUGUGGCUUCACACGCCAGAACUCGGGCAAUUCCCUGUCCUUGGACUUCGAGCCCGAGGCGGAGUACCACUUCGUGGAGGUGCUGCAGGAGCGCUACAAGUGCGCGCGCUGCCGUGCUGUCCUGCACAACCCGCACCAGACAGGCUGCGGCCACCGCUUCUGCCAGCGCUGCAUCCUGGCGCUCAGAGAAUUAAACACUGUAGCCCUCUGCCCCGUAGACAAGGAGGUUAUCAAGUCUCAGGAGGUGUUCAGAGACAACUGCUGCAGGAGGGAGGUGCUCAACCUCUACGUGUACUGCAGGAACGUGCCUGGGUGCAGCACCAAGGUCAUUCUGGGACGAUACCAGGAGCAUCUCCAGCAGUGCUCAUUUCAAGCUGUGCCGUGUCCUAAUGACAGCUGCCGGGAGCCAGUGCUUCGGAAGGAUCUGACAGAGCAUCUGAGUGCACACUGCCAGUACCGAGAGGAAAAAUGCCUCUACUGCAAAAAGGAUGUGACUGUCAUCAAUCUCCAGAGUCAUGAGGAGAACCUGUGUCCGGAGUACCCGGUGUCCUGUCCCAACAAGUGUCUGCAGGUUAUUCCGAGAACCGAGGUGGAGCAGCACCUGGCUGUGUGUCCCGAGGCAGAGCAGGACUGCCCUUUCAGGAGCUACGGCUGCCCUGUGAAGGACAAGCUGGGGAACCUACGGGAACACGAGCACUCAGCCCUCCGGGACCACAUGAUUCUGGUUUUGGACAAGAACCUCCAGUUAGAAGAGCAGAUUUCAGAUUUACAUAAGAGCCUGGAGCAGAAAGAAAGCAAAAUACAGCAGCUGGAAGAAACGGUACAGAAAUUUGCAAAGGAAUUCAAGCAGUUUGCAUCGUUAUUUGGCAGAAACGGAAGCUACCUCUCCAGCGCACAGGUGCUGGCCAACCACAUGGACAGGUCAGUGUGGCUGGAGGCUCAAAUGCGCCAGCUGUCACAGACGGUCAACCAGCAGCCAACUAAACACGACCUGAGGUCUCUGAGGGAAGCGGUUGACGCAUUGGAGCACAAAGUGGCCCUGCUGGAAACCAAUGGCCACAAACUAGUGGUUUUGGAAGGAGAGACCCACAAGCAUGAUGCCCACAUUAACAUCCACAAGGCACAGCUAAACAAGAAUGAGGAGCGGUUCCGGCUACUGGAGGGUGCCUGCUACAGUGGCAAGCUCAUCUGGAAGGUCACGGACUACGCGGCCAAGAAGCGGGAGGCGGUGGACGGGCACACGGUAUCCAUCUUCAGCCAGCCCUUCUACACCAGCCGCUGCGGCUACCGGCUGUGCGCCCGGGCCUACCUGAAUGGGGACGGCGCGGGCAAGGGCACGCACCUGUCGCUCUACUUUGUGGUGAUGCGCGGCGAGUUUGACUCACUGCUGCAGUGGCCCUUCCGGCAGCGGGUGACACUCAUGCUUCUGGACCAGAGCGGCAAGAAGAACCACAUCACGGAGAUGUUCAAGGCUGACCCCAACAGCAGCAGCUUCAAAAGACCGGACGGGGAGAUGAACAUUGCCUCCGGCUGUCCCCGCUUUGUGGCCCAUGCCACUCUGGAGAGCGCCAAGAACAUCUACAUCAGAGAGGACACCCUGUUCCUGAAGGUGGCUGUGGACUUGAAUGACCUGGAGGACCUCUAGGCUAUUUCUGGGCAGUAACAGGGCACUGGGACCCAGGCUGCGGAGGAGGCCCAGCUGUCAUGGGGUGACUGGCCACAGAUCACUGGCCUUGGGUUCUUUGCCCACAGGUGUCUAAAGUCACUAUACACCUUCUGAAGUGCUCGCCGCUUUCCACACUCUGCUCGGUCCCAGUGUGACACCAUAAACACUUAAACUCCCUUCUUCUUAUUUAUAUUUUUGAGCCUUUUGAAGAUGGUACGAUUCUUGGAAGCAGGGCCUGGCGGGCGCUGAGCCUGGGGCUCGGGCACGGUGCCAGGUGAGUGAGUGACCCAGGCCACCCUGCUGGAUUCCCCAUUCAGAGUACUUUGCUAUUUUAUUCUCUGCCCUGUUGAUUCCAGACCUGGGUCUACGCCAGCAAAACCAUCUUGGAGGGCAGCUGUGCCAGCGGGUAGAUGGGGGGAGUGGUUACAAAGACCAUCUGUGCAUUUGGACCAGACUUAUUUGGUUAAAUACUAAAUUCAUGGAAGUGACUAAACCUCCAGCUGUUUUUGACAGGGUUCACCAGCAGUGGCAAGCUCGGGGUGGCAGGGCCCGUGGAAAUAGGGCCGGGGUGGAUAUGGUCACCCUCCCUCCUGCGUGAAGCAGGAAGGGCUGCUGGGACGAUGUGGAGGAGGCCCCAGCCACAGCCAAGGCUUUAGGUGCAACAACGUGAAAGGUUCUUCUGAGGUCAGAAGUAGCGGCUUCAUAAGGUCCAGCGUCAGGCACCUAAGUGUCGGCGGGUUAAUGGAACAGUGGUAAGAGCAGAUUGCCGUGAGGAGAGGUGGGGUUUGGUAUGGGAUGGAGAACGUGCCAUAAAUGCACAAAAGGUAGUUAAAGCCCAGCCCUACCCCACAGCUGCCCACUAGCAUCAGAAGCACCCCCCCAUCCCAAACUGGUCGCUGGCCUCACUGUCCUGACGGCCGGUCCAUUCCUGGUGCGAACAUGGCCAUUUCUGUGAACUCGUGACACAUCUUGUUGGAGUUUGGGCACUUCUUGAAAACCAGAAAUGACCAUGUUCGCACACGUGUCUCUUUGGGCCGCAGGUGUUCAUACAAGUCGAGACGAGUCCCUCCUCUUGAUAAGCCUGAGCUUAGAAUGGCAGCCGUGCUCCUGGGCCUGAGUCACCGCCCGCACUCUGGCCCCCGGUCACAGCUCCCUCAUCACACAGGGACGAGGGCCUGGGUGGGCUCCCCAGGUUGCUGCCCUGCGUCCUGCAGUUCCCACACAGUAACCCCACAGGAAAAGCACCAUUCACACUAGUCACUUCUGCGAAAUUAUCAGGGAGCCAGAGUCUCACACUGCAGGGAUUCCCCCAAGGGGAACAUUCGAAGGAAGCAGUUCCAGUAGAAAAGCACUGAGAACCCCAUCCCAGUGGUGGUGGGCUCCGGGCAGUGCACCCCAGCCCACCCUAACGUGCUCAGGAAGUGCCUCCGACACGCAGCUGGAGCCACACGGUUCUGCGAGUGUCUUCAAUCAAGUCCAAAGUCCCCCUUGCACUCCUGGGAGAUGAUACUUUAAAAAAAAAAAAAAAAAAGAUUUAUUUAUUUAUUUCUACAUACAAGAACUGGGGUGUAGGACAGAGGUGGGGCAUGAGAGGACUCCCCAGAAACGGAGUGGGGAGCAAAACAGGUGGAUCAACUGAAAUCCACUGCUAAGGGGAGCAGCGGGGAGAUAGGAGAGGUCUGCUGCACCCUGCCAGUCAGCUCCCUGGCCAGCUGGGGAUCGAACUCAUGCCACAGUGGCAGAUAAUAGCUUGAUAUCACUGAGACUAACCCCUGCACCAUCAGGGAGGCCCCAAAGAUAAUACUUUUGUAACUAGUUUUAAGUGGCUAUUGUGAAACACAUUUAUCAAAAUAUUGAUUUUGUAUUUUAACUGGCUUCUCUGCCUAAAAAGUAUAAAGCACAUCCUGGUUUGUUUCUGAGUUCAGAGUUCAUCCUGGGAACUGAUCACAACAGGAUAUUCUAGAGUAAAGACACUCCUUUCUCACAGUGGAAGAGCUGAGAAUUUUGUUUUACAGAAGCGCAUCCAGGUAAACUAUUUUUCCUCUUUAUGAUAUAAAUGGUUAUUUUUAUUCUCUGUCAAAAAAGACUUAAAUUGUUGUUUCCAUCUUGGUCUGAUUCUGGUCCCCGAUGAAAAGAAUACCAUGUACUAGGCAUGGAGAGGAAUUAAAGUCCUGAGACAAGUACUUGUAGGAUUAGAGCUGUGGGAGGCGGAGUGCAUGUUAGUGCAUAUUGACAGGUCUUAAGUCUGACCCCUGAACUCCAAUCUGGUGGUUUCUGAGAAGCGGGGGCCAGCUGCGGCCAGGUGCACAUGCAGGGAAGGUGAGCAGGCAGGCCCAGACCCUUUCACACCACCACUCUUUUCUCUCAGGAACUGGCUGGUUAUGUUACAGGACAACCCCAAUAUGAAACAGGUUGCAUGACUGUGGGUCCUCACCCACAUGCUAAACUGCAGACACACACAAAAGGUUAAUAAAAGGUUUAUUUACAAGAGAAGGGGAAAUGAAGAAAUGAACAACUCAGGGAGAAAAAGAGGGAUAUUAAUUCAUGAAUGCAUCCUACCCAUUCUGCUGACUUGGAAUCCCAAUGACCCGCUGAGAGCUGGCAAAAAGCCAAGCACCGUGAGGCCAAGAGAGCGACCCCAGCUCACAAGGCUGGUUAAAUAUCCAAACAAAAAUAUUGCUGCUUAACUCCACCCUCAGGUCCUCACAACCCUCCUUUUGGUUAUCAUGGGAUUUGUAGUUCCCAGUGUCUUGAUGGAGUUGGGGGUGGAGUCCACAAAACCUGUGUGGAGCUUGCUCAGGACAUCCUUUCCCCCUAACACACAGGACACAGGGCAGAGACACUGGUCUUAAUCCUCCAUGAGAAUUCGGGGCUGGGCAGGGAGCUUUGAUGGGUGCACAGGAAGGGACUUGGUGGUAACAUCACCCAGGAGUACCUAAGUACUGGGGGGAGGAAAGGUGCCUGUACACAUGUCCCUCAGAUUCGUUCUGGAUGUGGAACAAUGAGACAAAACCUUUGGGGCUUCCCUGGGGGUCUAGCAGUUGAGUCUCAGGCUGUCACUGCUGUGGCCUGAGUUCGAUCCCUGGCCAGGGAGCUGACCCCCAUGGCUCAGCAGACCUCUCCCAUCUCCCUGAGGCUCCCCUCAGCAGUGGAUUUCAGUGGAUCCAUCUGUUCUGCUCCCCACUCUGUCUCUGGUGAAUCCUCUCACCCCUCAUACCUCAGACCUGCACCCCAGCUCUUGUAUGCAUAAAUAAAUAAAAUAAAUCUUAAAAAAAUAAUAGACAGGCAGAUAUUCUGUGUAUGUGAGUGCAUGUGUAUGCACAUGUGUAGUUGUCCAUUUCUUGGCCAUUGCGAAUAAUGCAGCCACGAGCAUGGAUGCAUGCUCUUGUGUUGGCUGAGGUCUCUCUCUGGCAGUGGGAUUAUGGGAGCACAUGAUAGUUUUGUGAUUUCUUGGGGACCCCCCCGGACCCUUUUCCAUAAUGGUGACACCUAUCUAUGUUCCCACAGCGCAUGAGCUUUUUGUGUCAAAUCCAAAAAGUUAUCAUCAGCACAAUGUCAAGGAUCUUAUCAUAUGCUUUCUGGUAAGACUUUUAAGGUUCCAGGCCUUACAUUAAAGUUUUUAAUCCAUGUUGAGUUGAUUUUUGUGUUUUGUGGAAGAUGAGUCCAGUUCCGUUCUUCGGCAUGUAGGGGGUCCAGUUUCCUCAGCACCGUUCAUUGAAGAGACCAUCCUUUCCAAGUU